Messenger RNA from Drosophila yakuba, 2839 nucleotides. It is a transcript of the gene 5PtaseI, whose product is annotated as inositol polyphosphate-5-phosphatase A. The transcript is spliced from 8 exons. The coding region runs from base 107 to 2200 and encodes 697 amino acids. Gene Ontology annotation, molecular function: inositol-polyphosphate 5-phosphatase activity. Lineage: Eukaryota; Metazoa; Arthropoda; Insecta; Diptera; Drosophilidae. Gene Ontology annotation, biological process: phosphatidylinositol dephosphorylation. The record is from RefSeq and is a predicted model, not a curated record.
GCCAGGCCGUACGGUCACACUGCGCCUUGACUCAAUUAGUAUUUACAAUUGGAACGCUGAUAAAAAGUGAAUAAAAUUUUUGCAUCGCAGGCGAAAGUGGGAUCAAAUGGACUCAGCACAGGAAGACGCGUCCAGCACGGAUGUCUUUCUGGUCACGGCUAACGUUGGCAGCCUGUUCGAGGACCCGGAGAGGCUACUGCAGCUAUGGCUAAGCGAAUUUCUCGCCAAGAUCGCCCGCGCCCAGCCCCGUUUCCUGGCCCUCCACCUCCAGGAAGUGGGCGGCAAGACGUACGAGAAGUCAAUGGAGUACGUGCAGGAGUUCAUCAGGUGCCUCUGCGAUGCCCCCGAAAUGGGCGACUUCACCUGCGUACACAUCUUCAUGGACGAGGACUUCAAGUCAGCCGAGCACUUUACGGCCCUUGGAAGUCUCUACUUUGUGCAUAAGGAUGUUGAUUCUCUGAAGAUAUGGAAUUUCCUAACCCACAGCUGGGAAGAAAGUCUUCAGGACAUCAAAGAUAAACAUAUCUAUUCCGGAAAUAUUGAAACUAUUGCCACCAAAGAAAAGUCCAAGUUCCCACAGCAUUUCUUUCCGGAGUGUAAAUGGUCCCGAAAAGGUUUUAUGCGAACCCGAUGGGAAAUCAAUGGCACCGUCAUCGAUCUAGUCAAUAUUCACUUAUUCCACGAUGCAUCCAAUUUGGCUGCAUGCGAAAAUUUCCCCUCCGUUUAUUGCAAGACGCGCAGAAGAGCCCUAGUUCAUACAAUUGAAAGGUUCCAUUUGGACGAACAGAAUGGCACUGUGCCAUUUUUCCUCUUUGGGGAUUUUAAUUUUAGGUGUGACACUGAAGGCGUUGUGAAAGAAUUAACCGAAAACUUGACCCCUCAUCGCGUUCAAAAUGUGAAGAAUGAGAACGAUAAGAUCCAUUAUCGCAACUCAACUGGAAACAACGUACUUACCGUUGGAAAGAAAGAAUUUAGUCAUGCCGACCAUCAACUUAAGUUCAAAGAAGACUGGCUAAAGAAAUUUGACAGAGAACUGGAGCCACUUAAAGACGUCCUAGUCGAAUAUCCAAUUAAGUUCGUGCCCUCGUAUCCCUUCGAAGAAGACCCAGAAAUGCCCACCGACUACAUGUCCACUCGCUGUCCGGCCUGGUGCGACAGGAUUUUGAUGAGUCCCCAAGUCAAUGAGAUUAUCCAGGGCGAUGACUGGACAUAUGGAAUGAUAGGAGAAGCUGUGUGCAUGGGCGACCACAAGCCUGUUUACUUAACUGUCCGUCUUAAACCAAACAAAGGUACUUAUAGAUCUUGUGAUUGCAACUACACGAAUACUUACGCCAAGCCCAACAAAAUCUCAACAUCACCUCUGCCCGCAGUCAAACUGAAAUACUGUCCCUAUGCAAAUAAGCUCUUUGAGGAUAUAGCCACCAGUUCAAAGUUGAUUGUUGAAACGGAAGCUCGCAAUAUGUACAAUUCUCUUAAAAUUAGUCAAGACGAGGAGGCGAGCAGAACGACUACCUCGAAUUUCCCGAAUAUUAGUAUUAACAUAAUUGAUUCCGACAAUAUAUGCAUGUGCCUGUGCGCACACCUUUCUAGUAAUAGUCUGUUGCAGUUUGACGACUGCAAUCGAACUGGCGAGGCCAUUUGCCCCAUGUGCCGGAACAUAAUCAAAAGGCAGCCGGUGGCACACCGCUAUAAGCUGCUGUCCAAGCGCCUGAUGAUAUCGCAGGAUAUCAUUAUUAACCGCAUAGAUACACAGCAUCUAAGCACGGACCCUGAUCGACAAUACGAGGAUCCGUACACUCCGGAGAGCACCGAAUCGCAUUCGCCCUAUCCGGAGAUCACUAGCUCCUGCACCUCCACCUCGAGCAGUUCGCGCAGUCCAUUCGAACGCAGACUAGCGACGGACAGAUUGGCUGAGAGCAAAGCUGGCGAAUCAGAUAUAUCGCCCUGUCCCGAGGUGGGCGAUCCGGUAGCAGAGAAACCCGCCAGAGGCACUGUAACUCCUGGUCAACUGAAAUCGCGGCUAGAGACUUUAAAGCGCUUAUCCAUCAAAGACGAAGAAGACGACGGGGGCGAGGACGCAGUUGAUGAGGCGGGAGCGGGUGAUGUUGAACAUGUUGGCGCUGUUUGCCUUCCAAACGCUGCUCCAAAGCGCCCAAAACGCCGCUCUAAAGUUAUUCCUAUGUGUUGUACCAUCAACUAAUUGCAGUUUUUGUUAUUUUGAUUUAUAUUUUGUUGUUAAGAAUAGUAUUUUAAAGCUGGAGAUUGAACUACCGCUUGUUAAAACGCUAUGCAUUAUUUUAUACUUAUUUUAUAAUAAUUUAUGUAGUAAGCAAGAUUCAAAGAUUUCUUAGCAUCUGCAUGCACUAAAUCCAUUAAUCAAUACUUUUUUUUUACUUAUCUAAAGUAAUGAAAUAUCUAUAUGCUCCUUUUUCGAAACUCAUUUUUCUACAUUAAUUACUACCCAAUUGUACCAAGUCAGAAGGUAAAAACUUUAAACAGUUUUAUUAGUUUUACUGUGACCUGCACCUGAAGCUUUAAUAGCCAAGGUGCACGAGAGAUCUUUGAAUUUACUUUGUGUAAAUAUAAUUGUAGACCCCAUGGAAUCGUAUGUAAAUAUGUCGAGCGAUUGUAGUUAUAAUUUGUAACUCAUGUGCAUUUAAACGCCUUACCGAAAUCUCUUAAAACCUUUUAUAUCUUAUGUACCCUGUUCCUUUUCGCAGAAAAGCGAUUCAGCCUAAGCCCGUAUUAAACUAUUUCUUUGAAUCUGUGUUUUAAAUAUGUACAUUGUUUAUUAUGUGUUCGUCUUCUUUAAGGAAAUAAAUUACUUUUUUAUACCUCA